AUUGACAGCAAUUUCAGUUGACUCUGUUGGAGAAAACUUUGACAAAACGCCGCUUUUUACGGGGCAGCUGCAGCGUUGUCACUCACAAUAACGAUAACAGUCUUCAAGACGGCUAACAGAUAGCUGGCAACCAAAAGGUGUGUUAAUGCAACACGGUGGAGAUUAAUCUGGUGGUGUUUUCCUAAUCCGUCGGAAAAGUUUCAGCGAUGCCAGACGUUGAACCGCUCAGAUUUCCAUCAAAGGAAGGGCGUCCUAAUCAACGAGAUGAAGGGCGUCCUAGUCAACAAGGUGAGAAAAGUUAACGUUAAGCCAGUCGAUUUACAACCAGUGGUGGAACAAUUAUUGUUACCGUUUAAAGGAGGAAUACCAUCCUGUGAAAAGACAGAUCAAGCAGAUCUUCAAGAUCUUGAGAUCUGUUCUGGUAGACGUCGCCCUCGUGCUUUGCUCAACAGUCCCUUGCCAUGUGUCAACAAAGCUUUUUACCACAUACAAGAGCUGAGGAAGGUGGUGGAAAAUUGGUUUCACCAGCCACAGAUUGAUCAGAACAAGCCCCUGUGCAGCAAAACUUCACGAUUUCAAUCCAGAGAUUCAGAUACUGACUCUGUGACGUCUACCGAGUUGUUCGUCGAAGGCAUCGCAAUUAGUGCAAGAGAAAGCUGUCCAUCAUCGCCACUAGUGAAGAAAAUGAAUGAUGUCCUUGGAGAGGUUGUGUAUCUGAUUGAGCGAAUGGAGGCUGAUAGGCAGCAUGCAGAGGAAGCUCUCCAGAAAGAGAAGAAGACAAAAAGAUUUUUGGAGAGCAAACUUGACAGCCUCUUACUGUGGAAGCAACAAGAACACUCUUCUGCUGUCCAGAGAGAGCAUGAAGCUUGCAUGAGAGACAUCACUGAAUUGAAGUGUCAGCUAAAACUGGAAAGAGAAAAACUUGACCAAGCGCAGGAGAAACUGUCACACACUGAGGUGUUGAACCAGCGCUUACAUGAGGACAUCAGCUUUGCCAAGAAGCAAAUUCCUAUUGUGAAAGAAAACAUUGAAGUCCAGGGAGGCAUCAUAGCUCAGAUCAAUGCUGCAAAAGCUGAGGUUGAUGAAAUCAACUCAAAAACACAAAGUGAGCUCACACUGGUUCAGAAUGAGUUAAAAAAGAUAGAGCUGGACACUAACAAUGAGAAGACAUUGAUCAAAAGACAACUGGAACAUGUACAGUUGACGAUGAAGAAUCAGCUGGCUAGCAGAUUGGAUGAAUUAAACCGGUUGGAGAUGCUUGAGAAAGGUCUGUGUGCUGAAAUGGAGAAUGCUGAAAGGAUGACAGCUCUUACAGAAGAAAAGUGCGCAGCCAUAACACAGCGUAUCCCUGAAAUGAUGGAGCAUGAGAAAUCUGAAAAAGACCGGAUUUUGCAACUGAAACUUCAAAUUGAGGAUGAAAUGCAACAGAAUAAGAAAUUAAAAGAGAAUCUAAUUGCACUGCAAGAAGACAUUGAGAAAACUAGACUUGAUGGGAAAGCAGAGGUUUCCUGCAUAGAAGAGCAGCUCAAUUCAAAACGUAAUGCUUUUGAAGCUCUUUGCAAAGAAAACAAGGAAUAUGAGCAGAAUGUAGAAGACUACAAGCUAAAAAUCUCUGAGAGCGAGAAAGCAGUGAAGCAGAUGCGUGAGGAGACGAAGCUGAUGCUCCAGAAAAUCAUUGACAAUGACGAGGAGUGGAAAGAGGCCAAGGAGGAAGAGACUCAAGUUGUAGCCCAGCACAGAGACACCCUGACUAAACUGGAAGAGCUGGAAGAGCUCACCUUCAUGGAAGAACAGAGGGAAAGGACAGAGACAGAGAAGCUGAGGAAUGAGCUGACAAGUCAGAUGACUGUUGUGGAACUUCUGAAGGAUGAUUGUGCAAAUAUGAACAAAGAAUUGAAUCAACAGCAAAAUAUCUCAGAGCUAACUAACCAAAAACUUCAGGAAGAAUUUGAAGAUGCAUUCUCGGCAACAAAAGCUCUGGAGACAAAAACAGAGAAAGUCAAGAAACUGACAGAAAUUUUGGAAAAGACACAAUGUGAGCACAGGAACACAUUAAUCAACCUUGAGAAGGAGAAGAAACUCAGAUGUGACCACCUGAAAGCUGCUCAGGAUUUACACGCUGCCACCAUAAAGAGACAUGACAACAUCACGGGCAGCAUCAGUGACCUUACAAAGAGGGCCAAAGAAUAUCGAAAUACUUCAGAUGAAAUGGAAAAAAGAGCUGAAAGUAUGCCAGAGAUCUUAGCAGAACUUCAACGUGAUUUGGAUGUGGCAGAAUUCAAAAACAAAUCAGCUGCUCGCUUAAUGAGCACCUUGCAGUCUGAUAUUAAUAACUGCCAACAACGAGCACAGCGAUUCAAGCAGACACACACCGCUCACGUUACAGCAAGAAAAAAAGAAAUGGAAGAUGCCAAGGAAGCACUAAAACUCGCACUGAAGGAGAACGAACAGCUGGCAAAUGAGUACGAAGGUCUUCAGAAGACCCUCAUGGAGGCCAAACAGGAGGCAGUGUCUACACUGAGCGAGAAAAACUAUGCACAUAAAUCUUUUAAUUAUUACACACAGCUCUCUUUGUUGCAGAAGAGGAUGCACAAAGAAUCGGUGAAAAACUUCAAACAACGCCACCUCUACAGCCAGGCUGAACUGGACCGCUGCCAGGCUCUCUCUCAAGAGACCAACCAGAAAAUAAAAACAGCCCAGGAAGGGUUGUUAGAAGAUAUUCAGCACAUCUCCACAUUCCUGCAAUCCUUGACAGAUGACUCUACUACCACCAGUGAUGCCAGGGUGAACAAACAAGUCAGUCCAGAUGCCUGUGGAUCGAAUGAGUAGAUGCCUUCAGUUCAAACAGCAGUGUAAUUGGACAUUCACCUGUACCAGACAACUUACUUACCCUAGCACGCUUCACUAUUCCUCCCUCUUUACUUGCAGCAAAUCCAUAACAAUGAAACAGGUGACUUUCAUGCUGCUGUCAGGACUGAUCUAAUUUUAGCUGGGUGAAUGAUUGCAAUUGGCUUUGCCUCAUCAGAUAAUUAAUCUAUGUCACCAUUAAUUGGAAAAGAGAAUAAUUACAGGCAGUGUUGACAGAAAUUCUACGCUUCUCCAGAUUCCAAGAUCUAAUUACAACUAGUGAAAACCCAUGACCUUAACUAGCACUUAGUACACCUUGGCCACCUUGACCAUGUCCAGGUGAAGACCACUGUCUCUUUGAAAGACCCUGUUUUUGUUAUCACAGCUUGUACUCUUUCACUUGCCUCACUCACUGAAAGCUGUCUCCCUCAAUCACUUUUCAAUAUUCAAUCUUAAUUUUGUGGAAGUUUAGCAUUUUCAAUGAGCUGGAGAUGAAUGAUUAAUGAAUAAAUUUAAAUGCUUCAUUUUGUCCAUGGA
Messenger RNA from Scatophagus argus, 3384 nucleotides. Its product is annotated as coiled-coil domain-containing protein 178. Lineage: Eukaryota; Metazoa; Chordata; Actinopteri; Scatophagidae. The record is from RefSeq and is a predicted model, not a curated record. The transcript is spliced from 20 exons. The coding region runs from base 265 to 2829 and encodes 854 amino acids.